Metarhizium robertsii ARSEF 23 is the source of this 444-nucleotide messenger RNA. RefSeq lists its product as uncharacterized. The transcript is spliced from 2 exons. NCBI's taxonomy places the organism in Eukaryota, Fungi, Ascomycota, Sordariomycetes, Hypocreales, Clavicipitaceae. The record is from RefSeq and is a predicted model, not a curated record. The coding region runs from base 1 to 444 and encodes 147 amino acids.
AUGCAAACCUUCAGUGCCUUACUUCUCGCCUUCAGUGCGGCCACAUACGCUGCUUCUGUUGACACAACUGGCCAAAACCAAAUUGCUCUGUGGGUCCCAAAUCCGUGUGACAAGCUUUGGGAUCUGUCAAACGAUCUACGCCAGUCCUUUAUCAAACUCCAGAAGGACAAGGUUUCUGAUCUCAACGUGAUCACGGCCUAUGUCACGUACACUGUGUCCAAGCACGACGGUGAAUCAUGCUGCAAUACCAACAACAAACACGCUGUCAUCGACAACAAACACCGCUGCUACAUCAACGGCAACCGUGCCGUCAUCAACAACGAAUGCCGCUGUUACAUCAACGCCAAUCGAUACCGCCCAGACCCGGUCGACAACAUCCUCUACACCAGGCUCCACGUCUACGAAUACAAACACAGCAUCUGCAACGUCAGUGACCUCCCAUAA